GACUAUUGGAGUUGUCUCAUAUGUCUCCUGUUGCUUGUUCUCUUCUGUGCUUCUCCACUUGUACUUACCAUUAAAUUUGGCAUUUACUUUCAAUCAAUCGCCUCCCUCUGUAUGCUUUUCCUCACUUCAAUUCGUUCCUAUCCCUUUAAAUAACUUCUCUAGCUCUACAUAUAUAACUAAAUACCCUAUGCUCAAAGUGAAGAAGAGUCACACUCACACCACUUUGUUUUAGGUUAAUAUUGUGAAAGAGAGAUCAUGAGCAAAAGAGUAAGGAGUCCAAGGUUGGAGCUUAGGCUGAACUUGUCCCCACCAAGGGCAGCAGCAACCUCAAUUAUAUCUUCUUCGGAGCUGUCGCCCACAGAGUCAUCGAUGUCGUCGCCGGUGUCGGUUCAAUCGUUGGAGAGCUCGUGUGUAUCCUCCGAGGCUGAAGAGACAAGGGCAAUGCUUCUCGUGGGCUGUCCUCGGUGCCUCAUGUAUGUUAUGUUGUCGGAGGUUGAUCCCAAAUGCCCCAAGUGCAAGAGUACUGUGUUGCUUGACUUCCUCAACAACGAGGAAAACAACAAUACCAAGAAGAGUAGCAGCGAGUGAUGAUGAGACAUGUGAAGAACACUAGCUACAUGCAUCACCAUGGAAGAUUAACCACUCCACCUAGUACCGAGAAAAAGUUUGUUUUCUGUUAUUGUUGGAUUUCCGUUUUUUGGUUAAUUAGAGCAGAGAUUGGCUUUUUCCUAUCUCUGAAGUUUUAAUUUUCUGUGAAAUUUGGCUGUUUCUUACUGUACGUGUACAAGACAAAUUAAGGGAAGAGAAUUUAAAUUAGUUUUAUGCA
Messenger RNA from Glycine soja, 826 nucleotides. RefSeq lists its product as uncharacterized. Bases 256 to 588 code for a protein of 110 amino acids. Lineage: Eukaryota; Viridiplantae; Streptophyta; Magnoliopsida; Fabales; Fabaceae. The transcript has a single exon. The record is from RefSeq and is a predicted model, not a curated record.